This is a messenger RNA of Neurospora tetrasperma FGSC 2508, 5327 nucleotides long. RefSeq lists its product as uncharacterized. Gene Ontology annotation, cellular component: nucleus; TSC1-TSC2 complex; cytoplasm. Gene Ontology annotation, biological process: regulation of small GTPase mediated signal transduction; negative regulation of TOR signaling; positive regulation of GTPase activity. Lineage: Eukaryota; Fungi; Ascomycota; Sordariomycetes; Sordariales; Sordariaceae. The transcript has 3 exons. Gene Ontology annotation, molecular function: GTPase activator activity. The coding region runs from base 1 to 4752 and encodes 1583 amino acids. The record is from RefSeq and is a predicted model, not a curated record.
AUGUUGCGCCGAUUAGCUUCUGUAAGGCACACCAACGGCCGCGGGACCCCCGACGACCAGGAGCCCAUGUCCCCCUCGCCUGGAGAUGAUGUUUCCCACCCGGAGACGACCAAGAGUGCAUCUGGAGGGCUUGCCAGCGUCUUCAAGGGGUUGGCUGGCGGAAAGCUAACCAAGUCACCACCCCCUCUCCAACCGCCUAUGGCCACCAUGACGACUGUUGCUUCUCAACCCUCUCGCGAUCGCUUCGAUGCCUUGCCCGUCACUCCCGUCUUGCGUGGCCUCCCCCAGGAGCACAUGGAGCAUUUUGCGCGGUUGAAGACGGGGCAGUUGAACGACCGCAUUGCCGGAGCAAAUGCCCUUCGCUAUGCGAUCACCGACUACCCCUUGAAUCCCAUUAUGGAGGUAUGGAGUGCCGCAAAGGACCUAAUCGAUGGUGACAAGCCAGAGAACGCUCGGGUUGCUGGAUGGAGGCUGCUGACCGAGUGCGUCAAAGACACGUCUGCCACGGAUUUCGAACGGAGAGAAUAUUUCCGGACUCUGACUGCACAAACCGCCCACCCCGACGACUUCCCUCUGCAGCUGGAAGCAUUAGAAUAUCUCACCAACCGUGGCCGGAACGUUGCGGGCUUCUACUACGACAUUUUCCCCUUAUUGACUGUGUGGCUUGCCAAUACCUUCGAUGCUGCCAGACUUGCUAGGAGGGCCAACAAAUCGGCCAAGGGAAAGACUCAAGUGACAGUCGAGGACCAAAGUUUCUCGCGCUUAUUCGCCCUCAUCCGAGAUGUUGUCAAGUUCAACUUCAAAUACGCCUCGGACGCUGCCGUUGGUCGAUUGAUGGACAACCUGCUAGAAAUAUGUAACAGGACAAGCCAAGAAGAUGAUCUGGCCGCUUGCAUCAGCGUCAUUGAUGCCAUGGUCACCUUUGGCUCGGUCCCCAACGGGAAACUGAGAGAUUGCAUUCAGGUCCUGAGCUCCAUCCAUUGUUUGGUUCCCAGUCGGCAAAAGGAUGCUUGGCAUACGCUCUCUAAUAUUUGCAAGUCGCAUCACGGUCAAUCCACCGUAAGGAUUCUGUUGGACGUAUUGCGCAACGCUCCGGCUGCUCCUGACAAAGAAAGGGAUAGGGACGUGAUCCGGGAUAUCAGAGGUGCGCUUACCGUCUUGAAGAAGCUCCUUGGAAAAUCUGCCGAAAAGGGCUAUCCAGGUGUUCCAUUGGCGCUGCUAGUUGACGGACUGGCCAACGUCUGCACGAGUAGUUCCUCUAGGGUCUCCACUGAGAUCCUGAGGCUGGUCAACUCUCUGUUCGACGAUGGCGAUGGAAUCAUCAAUCCUCUGAUUGCCGAAGAGCACUGGUCGCCAAUCUUUUCCGUGGCUGCUCAGUGUGCCGCUAAGAGCGUCCCGGCGGCCCUGAAAGAUGUUGAUCCGUCGAUCCCGCAAUCAUCCGCUCCGAAAGACGAUUCUGAGGGUGGGGAUAACAUCAACUAUCAGCUCAGAACAUUCAUCAAUCGCGUCGAAAAGCUGCUGACGGAAGAGAAAACCGAUUUCUUUCAGCGGGAGGAGUGCAUGAGAUUCCUUGCCGAGGUGCACCACGUCCUGCCGGAUUCUGCUGCGGCACUUUUGCUUGAUCAUCUUAAAGAAUUUCGCAGCUGCUAUCCAUCCGAAGUCGACUGGAAGAAGAACCUUGAGCUUGUCUUGGAAGGCAUCUAUCUUGAUCGGGGUCGCUCUGCGCCGACUCGCAUACAGGCUCUUGCGAUGGUCAUCGAAAUUUACGAUUUCCUCUGCCUUGUACGGGAUCUUGUAGAAGAGGAGAGUAUCUUCGAUCUCGUCAAACGAGUGCUAUCCGGCAUGUCCGUGGAGACUGAUGCAGUUGUCCUCCAGGAAACUGUCACGUUCAUGGUGAGGGUCGCCGAGAUAGCUGGAGCAGAACAGUUUGACUUCAUAUUGGACACUUUCAAAAAUAUAGUCUGCAAAGAGGCGGAUGAGCCAACCCCCUCGACAGGCGUCCAAAAGUUUAACGGUGCGCAACAGAUCUCCAAUCAGCCUUCCGAGGUCGGCGGUCAAUCGUUACCCAACGUUGUGACGAAAGGAACCGAUGCGUCGUUUGCGCGUAAGGCAGCCGAAGACGCAGCUCAUCCACCCCGUCUUGGAAGGCUAGAUCAAGCCGGGUUCCCUCGAACACCGAUAAGGGGUGCAUCAUAUGCGCCAGGACAGACAAUGGAGAGGUCCGGGCCUAUCAGACCUUUGCAGCAUCCCAGGCAAAUACCAUACCAAGGACAGCGAUUGUGGUCCUUGCCCGAUCCAGAGGCAUUGCCGGAGCUUCCUCGGAGUACGCCAAGCCAUCUCCUCUUUUCAUAUACCGAAGGCGCGGAUGGUGAGGCAUCGACGAAGGCCUCAAACGCGGUUUUGAAGAUGAGUUCUUGGUUGAACAUUGUGCUUAAUAUCUUCCACCAGGGAUCCGAUUGGGAGAUUUAUAGCUUUAUUCUCGCACAUUUGCCGGCACAGCUCAGUGAUCACCCGAUAUUCCAGGAUGCCAUCCCCCAACUACAAGAACUGCGAGGACACAUCUGUGAGGUAAUCCGGACCAACCGUUUUCAAGAGCCACCACUUGUGUCAGGUCUACGACGUCCAGAUGUCGCCAACUGUCUGUUCCACUCGCUCAUCAUGCUCGUCAGCUACCAUCAGCACUUCCAGAAGCUUGAUGAGGAUGAAAUCGUGAGAGCCUUCUUACAUGGCAUUGCCGACAAGACGGCAAAGACUUGUAUACACGGUUUAUCAAUCUGCUGUUACGAGUUACCCUUAUCCGUGAGCAAAUCCCUUGACAUGAUCCUCACAAGGAUGUCUCAAGUCAUCACCCAACCUUUUGUAGCGAUGCAUUUGCUCGAAUUUCUGGCUUGUCUAAGUCGUUUACCUGCUCUCUAUUCAAACUUCCGAGAUGAAGACUAUCGCGUCGUAUUUGGCAUUUGCUUUCGGUAUCUUCAAUACGUCCGAGACAAGAAGCAUCACGCUCGUAGCACGGCGCACAUGAGCGAGCCUUCAACGCCCAACAUUAUUGUAUCCGGUAGUUCGGACUUUCUUGCCCAACAGGCCAUUACGGACGACCUUCCUCAGUACGUAUACGCGCUUGCGUAUCAUGUCAUUACGUUCUGGUUCUUGGCAGUCAAGAUGCCCGAUCGUCUUGGCCAUAUUAGCUGGAUUGCCAAAAACUUGUUUACCGACGUCGAUGGCAGUGCCAGUAACGAGGAGCAAGCUCAGAUUACUCUCGACUUCAUGCAGCGUGUGGCAUUCUCAGAUGCAAGCGAUUCGGCGCAUGAUCCCUUGUUCAACAGGGAGAACUUUGGUGAGAUUCAACAAAAACGAUGGAUUAUUGGAAACAGCAUCGUCACAGUCAAACAAGCGAAGGAGUCGGGCUGGGCCGAGAUCACAAGGCGAUACCCUUCAGGAACGUCGUCCUAUGCAGUCCGGGUUGAAUUCACACCAAUGACAGCCCAGCGCACUGCAGAGAGCUCCGACGACGCAGCUUGGGAUGGACGUUUUCAAAUGGGCACAACUUUGCUCCCCAGCCAUGUCUUCCUGCAGCUCUUGGCUCCUAUGCCGCAGAUGUCUGAUCCAGCAGCUCGUCCAGUUCCCUUGCCGGACGAAGAGGCAGUCGAUCGGGCUAUUCGUUUGUUUGACAGAAACUCGGCCGUCGAUGGACACAAGGUUGGAGUGAUCUACAUCGGUGAAGGGCAGACAGAUGAGGUUGAGAUACUGGCGAAUACUAUUGGCGGACCUGAUUACCACGAAUUCCUCGAUGGCCUUGGCGUCUUGACGCGGCUUAAGGGCGCGAACUUCAACACCCAGGGACUGGACCGGGAAUACGGCACGGACGGCGAAUACUUGUAUUGCUGGCGUGACAGGGUGUCGGAGAUCAUAUUCCAUGUGAUUACGCAGAUGCCUACAGACCUAGAACGCGACCCCCGGUGCACAGCCAAAAAGCGACACAUAGGGAACGACUUUGUGAAUAUCGUUUUCAACGAUUCCGGGUUGCCGUUCAAGUUUGACACGUUUCCUUCCCAGUUCAACUACGUGUAUAUUGUGAUCACGCCAACUCCGCGCCACUCGUUUGCUUCGGCAAGACUAAUGGCAAAGCAACGGGAGGAGGAGGGCAGGAAAGCCCCAACGCCCUUCUAUAUGGUGCAGGUCAUGAGCCAGCCAGGCUUCCCAGAGAUCUCGCCGGCCGCCGAGCCCAAGGUGGUCAGUCUCACAGCACUUCCAACAUUUGUUCGCCUGCUCGCACUUAACGCGUCAGUCUUUUCGCAGAUCUGGGCCACCAGGGAGGUUGGUGAACACAUCUCACCUUGGCGCAACCGACUGCGGGAGAUCAACAGACUGCGCGAGCGCUACGGCACAAAAUCAGCUCAGCAGCAGCCAAACCUGUCCCCGCCGCCUAACAUGCUUGGCGGAGGCGGCGGCGGACUGGGCUCGUCUGUGGUGACUUCCCCUCUGGCUUCGGGUGGUCAAGGAGGUGGCAUAGCGCAGCAGUCAUUGCUCGGGCAGGAUAUCGGCGCGUCGAGACCGGUAAACGCUGUGAGGGAUAGCUUUACGAGCUUGCGCAGGUCUAGCGUGGCCACCUUCUUUACGAAUAACAGCACGGCGGACCCUACGUCACACCGGUCGUCGAUGCUGUCAACUACCACGCCUGAUACGGAGGUCAUGUUCCCGGCUCACGGAGCGGACGCACUGAUUGAGUCGGUUGAUUUCUCCAAGUGGACUUGAUAAUCUGGCUGAAUGCGGGGAAGGGAAGAAGCAGUGCUUGAUGGGGUCGAAACAAGAUAACAAACAUAUAAUGGUUAAUAUUGAUUACAAACAGAUUGGGGGAAACGGGCGGAACACACAAGAUUCGCAAAGCAAUGAAAAUUUAAGAAGGAAAAGCAGACAAAAGAAAUCAUAAUACAGGCUGGGUGGAUUGAUUGAUUGAUUGGAUGGGGUAUGUAUAGACGGCGAAGUGGCAGUCUGUUUUUGUAUGGGAGCGAAACAAAAGCGGAAAAGAAAAAAACUUGGUGUGUGUAUCCAUGGGUGAAGCAAGUUCGAAAGUCUGCAUAUGGGAUCAGGCGGGAUUGACAUGGAAAAUGGUUGAGGUUUGGGAAGUUGGUAUCAUGGGUGGGUUCAGAAAACCCAAAUCGGCGAAGAGUGUGUGGAAUGCAGAGGAUUCAAAAAUGGAGUAGUGAUAUUGAAUUGGCUCGCUCUGUUAAAAUGCUGGUUGUUGGUAGAAGCCAUGUCGGAUGAGAAGUGAGGUAGUUUGGGGAUAGUCAUUACCUAGGAGUAGGCCACCUCUAGAGAAUUUUUUUUUU